This is a messenger RNA of Lutra lutra (Eurasian river otter), 2363 nucleotides long. RefSeq names its product beta-carotene oxygenase 1 (gene BCO1). The record is from RefSeq and is a predicted model, not a curated record. The transcript has 11 exons. NCBI's taxonomy places the organism in Eukaryota, Metazoa, Chordata, Mammalia, Carnivora, Mustelidae. Gene Ontology annotation, biological process: carotene catabolic process; retinal metabolic process. The coding region runs from base 165 to 1805 and encodes 546 amino acids. Gene Ontology annotation, molecular function: carotenoid dioxygenase activity; beta-carotene 15,15'-dioxygenase activity.
CAUACCAGGCUCUCAGGGUGACAGGAGGGAAGGAGAUGUAGAAGGAAGCUGCAGGAGAGCAGGAAGGAAAGAAAAGAAGGAACCAAAGAUCGAAGAUUGGUUGCCUGGAACACAGCAGAGUGUCUGCGCACUGUCAGUAUCACCUCUGCUCAGCGCCCCAUGCCAUGGAUAUAAUAUUUGGCAGAAAUAAGAAGGAGCAGCUGGAACCUGUGAGGGCCAAAGUGACAGGCAGGAUUCCCACAUGGCUGCAGGGCACCCUGCUCCGCAAUGGGCCUGGAAUGCACACAGUGGGGGAGACCAGAUACAACCACUGGUUUGACGGCCUGGCCUUGCUCCACAGCUUCACAAUUAAAGACGGUGAAGUCUAUUAUAGGAGCAAAUACCUAAGAAGUGACACCUACAAAGCCAACAUCGAGGCCAACAGGAUUGUUGUGUCAGAGUUUGGAACGAUGGCCUAUCCGGACCCCUGCAAAAAUAUAUUUUCCAAAGCUUUCUCCUACUUGUCCCACACCAUCCCCGAUUUCACAGACAACUGCCUGAUUAACAUCAUGAAGUGUGGAGAAGACUUCUAUGCGACCACAGAAACCAAUUACAUCAGGAAAAUCAACCCACAGACUCUGGAGACCCUGGAGAAGGUUGACUAUCGCAACUACGUGGCUAUAAAUCUGGCAACAGCACAUCCUCAUUAUGAUGCAGCCGGAAAUGUUCUGAACAUGGGCACAGCCAUCAUGGACAAGGGGAAGACAAGAUAUGUGGUCUUUAGGAUCCCUGCCGCUGUACCAGAGGACGAGAAGGGGACGAACCCCUUGAAGCACACGGAGGUGUUCUGCUCCAUCACCUCCCGCUCCCUCCUCUCCCCGAGCUAUUACCACAGCUUCGGAGUCACCGAGAACCACAUCGUUUUCCUUGAGCAGCCUUUCAAGCUGGAUAUCCUCAAAAUGUCAACUGCGUACAUCCGGGGAGCGAACUGGGCCUCCUGCCUGGCCUUCCACAAGGAGGACAAGACUUACAUUCACGUCGUCGACCAGAGGACCAGGAAGCCUCUGCCCACCAAGUUUUACACGGACCCCAUGGUGGUCUUUCAUCACGUCAACGCCUACGAGGAGGACGGCUGCCUUCUGUUUGACGUCAUCACCUACGAGGACAGCAGCCUUUACAAGCUCUUCUACUUGGCCAACCUGAACCAGGACUUUGGGGAGAACUGCAGGCUCACCUCCAUCCCCACCCUCAGGAGGUUCGCCGUGCCCCUCAGUGUGGACAAGAAUGCAGAAGUGGGCUCAAAUUUAAUCAAACUGACAUCUACAACAGCAAAAGCCCUGAAGGAAAAAGAUGACCAAGUCUACUGCCAGCCAGAGUUGCUUUAUGAAGGCUUAGAGCUGCCUCGGAUCAAUUAUGCUCGAAAUGGGAAGCGAUAUCGCUACGUCUUUGCUGCCGAAGUUCAGUGGAGUCCCAUCCCAACCAAGAUACUGAAAUACGAUGUUCUCACAAAGUCAUCCUUAAAAUGGGGAGAGGAGCAUUGCUGGCCAGCAGAACCCCUCUUUGUCCCCACACCGGGUGCCCAGGACGAGGAUGAUGGGAUUAUCCUAUCAGCCAUCGUCUCUACCGAUCCCCAAAAGCUGCCUUUUCUGCUUAUUCUGGAUGCCAAAAGUUUUACAGAAUUGGCUCGUGCAUCCAUCGAUGUAGAGAUGCAUCUGGACCUCCAUGGGUUAUUUAUCCCGGACACAGACUGGGACGCGAGGAAGCCGGCCCUUUCCCAGGAAGAGUGGGACAGGGCUCCAGACAGCUUCGUGGCCCCGCAGGCCUGACUGGGGUGGGGCCAGGGCCCUGGGCCCUGGGCCCUGGGCAGAAGGGCUCCACCGGCAGGCUCCUGCAGGACUGCGGGCUGGCUUCCUCUCUGGGGGAAGGGGAGGUCCUUCAUUUCGUUUGCACUUCUUCUUUCUGUGGUUGCUUUGAGACAAAGGUGUGGAAAUAGUGCUUGUUAGUAUCUUUUCUUUCCACUUAUUUUGGCCAUAAAGACCUUGUUUGAAAGUGGAUAAAUAUUUAUUGAUUAGCUCAAGCCCUUCUAAGAAAGCCUUUUUCAUUAUGACAAUGACAGUGACUAGAAACUGUACUAAGUCACACAGUCAACCUUCUUAGAAUGAGCAACUGCUGACAUCUCAGAGGAGAGAGAAGUAAACAUUCAUCACUGCUCCUUCCUGCCACCCCUUCUCGCCCUCUUUCCAGUAGACUAGCUUGUGGGUCUAGGAGCUGUAGCUUUCUCCACCGUGACUUUAGUAAAUUAUGUGGCCAGGAAGGCAUAUUGCUUUGGGGUCAUUCCACGCAAGGCAUGGCAUAAUUUAAAAUAAUAAAAACUUUAAAGUAUG